AUCCGUACUCUACCUCUCUUUUAGCCCCCAUAACCCCAGUAUUCAUUUCAUAACCCACCUGCAACCAGCAUCGUCUACAUCCUGUUUCGGGGGGAGGGCGAGGGACGGUUGAUAGGUUUUACACAAUCAACAACUGCAGUUACAGCACACACACCACGCCCGCUUGGGCAAGCAACACAGCCCCACUACUGGCCUGAACUCCACUCCCGAUCCUCAUCCCACUGUACCUACACAGUAACAGUAUGCAUGGGCGCCCAGAGAGGUGCCGCACCCGUGUCAGGGCAGGGACUCGGAAGGAUCAGAGAGUGCAGUUGCCUGCCUAACGUGACGAGCCCUCUGGGCCAAUGGCGUCGUGAAGACUUUUGCAUAUUCCGGUCAGUUGUAAGGGGUAGUUGCCGGGGGGCCUGGCAAUGUCAAUACUGCUUGCUGUGUGAAACCAUGAUCAUUAAUGUUCAUUAUUAUCAAGGCGACGGCGUUGAUGAUGGGAUGGGGGAUAGGAUGAACAAGGUGAAGAGUUUCAGUUGCGGUGAACGGAGAGCGCUUGCAUUGGGUAUUGGGAUCAGCAAUGCCUUGCUCUCUCGCUGCUCGCACCGUGGUGGCAGUUGGUUGGGGAUAUAUGUAUGUACGCGGUGCCUUCUUCUCUUGUCGUGUGUGCUGCAUCCGUUUAAUUGCACUUUUUUCGUGUACGCUUGCUGUUGCUACAUCAUAACCUUACCCUUACCCUUCCUCUCUGUCUACACUCGCCAAGUAGCAAGCUAUAAAGAUCACCAGGAACCACACCGGCAAUUCAGUCCCGAGUCUCUCGCACCUGUCAAAAUCCACCCCUAAUCUCUAAUAUCAUCUCGAGUCAAGUCGCCAAAGACAUCCUCUCUACCUACUCGUUCUGCUAUCCCCUCCAAAAGACGCACAAUCCAACCACCAUGUCCAAGUUCAUCUUCUUCGGCCUGAGGGCCUUCCAAGGGCCAAGGGAUAGGCAGCUACCCGGCAUCGUUU
This is a messenger RNA of Aaosphaeria arxii CBS 175.79, 993 nucleotides long. RefSeq lists its product as uncharacterized. NCBI's taxonomy places the organism in Eukaryota, Fungi, Ascomycota, Dothideomycetes, Pleosporales. The record is from RefSeq and is a predicted model, not a curated record. The coding region runs from base 247 to 828 and encodes 193 amino acids. The transcript has 3 exons.